Molecule: messenger RNA, 740 nt
Organism: Vicugna pacos (alpaca)
Lineage: Eukaryota; Metazoa; Chordata; Mammalia; Artiodactyla; Camelidae
Gene: MYMX
Product: myomixer, myoblast fusion factor
Biological process (GO): skeletal muscle organ development; myoblast fusion
Cellular component (GO): endoplasmic reticulum membrane; Golgi membrane; plasma membrane
Source: RefSeq, a predicted model, not a curated record
GAGGAGGAAGCGGGAAAGGCAAACCUAGAGUCUGGAUCACCUUGAAAGUCACUGCCCUGGCCAUGCCUGCUCCGCUGCUUCCGCUGCUGCUGCGAACACUGCUGGCCCGCCUGCUGCUGCCCGCUGUCCGCCUGGCCCGCCGGCACCUCCUGCCCUUGCUGCGCCGGCUGGCCCGUCGCCUGGGCUCCCAGGAUAUGCGAGAGGCUUUGCUGGGCUGUCUGUUGUUCAUCCUCAGCCAGAGACAUCAGCCAGAUGCCGGGGAGCCCUCCAAAGUAGCCCGCCUAGAGAGGAGGGAGAGGCUAGCCCCCCAGAAAUAAGGCCAUGAAUCCUGGGAGCAGCUGUAUCCAUCAAAAAGCUUUCUUUUGGAAUAAGACGUCCUGCCACCAUCACUGACUGCAGCCUGCCCAGUGGGCCAAAGACAUGGUGGGGGACUGAGCAUGAGAAGGGUUUGUCCAGGACACGCCUCCCUACUCCCAGCAGAAAUGACGGGUAGAAUGUUGUGCAUUUAGCAGAAAAUCAAUCCUUAUCCCUCCCUCCCUGCAUUCUUCUCAAGAGCUUGUCAACCACCUCUGGCCUCUGGGAGGAGAGGAAUUGACUGGGGACUUGAGGUCCAAUGAGGGACAAUGCCUGACCCAGGGACAAUUCCGUUAAUCCAGACUGUCUUUGACUCGGGAUUUACCUUAAAGUAAUAAGACUUUGGUUACCUUGGAAGUCAGUCUUGCUCCCAAAGCCCAGCACAC